Parasteatoda tepidariorum (common house spider) is the source of this 1099-nucleotide messenger RNA. RefSeq names its product toll-like receptor 2 type-1. The record is from RefSeq and is a predicted model, not a curated record. Lineage: Eukaryota; Metazoa; Arthropoda; Arachnida; Araneae; Theridiidae. Gene Ontology annotation, molecular function: protein binding. Gene Ontology annotation, cellular component: extracellular matrix.
AAUUUGAAAUCUUCUUUAAAGUAAUCACAGAGAUAUUUAUCAAUGCAGCCCCGAAAAAAAUUUAAAUGAAACAUCUGUUAGUGAAGAUAAAAGAAAUUGUAUUAUUUUCGUUUAUACAAAGCAAGGCUCGGGGUUUUCUUUCCAACAUGUUGCUACUUGUCCAGAUUCUCCUCAUCGCUGCUACAGCGUUUGCUGAUGACUGUCCUCCCACAGACAAAGUACUCCCUUGCUCCUGUAACCAGGAUCAAGGCAUUCCAACUGUCAACUGUGAAGGCGUCAAUAGUAUAACUGAGAUUGAACCUGCUGUGAAAAAUACUGUCGGCUUCAACGUAUCUUUCGCUAUCCUCAGGUCACAUUUAGGCGAUAUUCCGUCGGACUUUUUCAGAGGACACACAUCUGUUAAGCUACAUUUUGAGCAAUGCGUAGUUAGGUCAUUUGGAGACACGCCAUUUAGGGGACUCGAAAAUUCAUUGGAGACCUUAAACAUCUAUAAGGUCUUGGAUAGGAGUCAUACGAAAUUAGACAAAUUCAGGCUGAGUCAUUUGCAAAAACUGAAGUACGUUUCCUUGUCUGAAAAUGAUAUUGGUGAGUUGGGAAAUCACUGGUUUGAGGGUGGACCGGCAUCUUUGGAGCAAUUGAACUUAGUUUCAAAUAAAAUUGAAAAGGUUGGAGAUAAAGUAUUGGCAUCACUGGUGAAUCUUCAGCAGUUGUAUAUUAACACAAACCGAAUUAAAACUGUGGCAAGGUCUAUGCUUCCAAAUCCAUCCAAACAUCUUUGGUUGCUAGAAGCUAAACUGAAUCAUAUUGAAGAAUUGCCAACAGAUGCAUUUGAAGGGUAUCCAAAUCUAAAAAUUGUAAACCUUUCGCAAAAUAAAUUGAAAUCCAUUCCGGAAAAUGUUUGGGGUAAAGUCUGGAAUCAACUCCACGCAGUGUACCUUGAUGCAAAUAAUAUAGUUUGUGAUGAAAACUUGAAAUGGAUCUACACUCGGAAGUUACCCAACGCCUUUGUUGGAAGAUGCGGAACUGGCAAUAAACUGCAGAAGAGAGCUUUGAAUUCUCUAAAAUUAGAAGAUUUCCAAUAAAAUCAUUGAAAACCUCA